GCUACCAUUAAAAUCAGACCCUUUUUUUUGUCUCUCGCUUGCUGUCUCCCGACCAAACUCCGAUGUGUUCCGUUAUCAGCGACCUAAAGCCUGCCAUUCCAGCACCUGUCUUGCUAGGGAUCGGUGGAUAGUAUACGAUUCAGAAAGCAGACAAGGACAUAGGAGGAGAGAGAGCUCUAGAGAGACAGCCAGGGAUAGGCACAGAGAGCUUUGAAGUAAUUGGAUUCAAUGGACGAAAUGCUGCUGUUGACAAGAAUUCUCUUGGUGGGCUUCAUCUGCGCUCUUUUAGUCUCCUCUGGGCUGACUUGUGGACCAGGCAGGGGCAUUGGAAAAAGGAGACACCCCAAAAAGCUGACCCCUUUAGCCUAUAAGCAGUUUAUUCCCAAUGUGGCAGAGAAGACUCUAGGGGCCAGUGGAAGAUAUGAAGGGAAGAUCACAAGAAACUCCGAGAGAUUUAAAGAACUAACCCCAAAUUACAACCCUGACAUUAUUUUUAAGGAUGAAGAGAACACGGGAGCUGACAGACUGAUGACUCAGCGCUGCAAAGAUAAGCUGAACGCUCUGGCGAUCUCGGUGAUGAAUCAGUGGCCCGGGGUGAAACUGCGGGUGACAGAGGGCUGGGACGAGGACGGCCACCACUCCGAGGAGUCUCUGCACUACGAGGGCCGCGCCGUGGACAUCACCACUUCGGACCGGGACCGCAGCAAGUACGGCAUGCUGGCCCGCCUGGCCGUGGAGGCAGGCUUCGACUGGGUCUACUACGAGUCUAAGGCGCACAUUCACUGCUCCGUCAAAGCAGAAAACUCAGUGGCAGCCAAAUCAGGGGGCUGCUUCCCUGGCACGGCCAUAGUGCACCUGGAGCGAGGCGGCACCAAGCUGGUGAAGGACUUGAGCCCUGGGGACCGGGUGUUGGUGGCUGACACAGAGGGCAGGCUGCUCUACAGUGACUUCCUCACCUUCCUCGACCGGGAGGAUGGCUCCCACAAGAUCUUCUACGUCAUUGAGACACGGCAACCUCGGGCCCAGCUGCUGCUGACAGCUGCUCAUCUCCUCUUUGUGGCUCCCCAGCACAACCAGUCCCAGCCAGGGACCCCCAGCAGCCGGGCGCUCUUUGCCAGCCACGUACGGCCAGGCCAGCGAGUCUACGUGUUGGGCGAGGGUGGGCAGCAGCUCUUGCUGGCAGCUGUGCACAGCGUCUCACUGCGGGAGGAGGCUUCGGGGGCGUAUGCCCCACUCACCGCCCAGGGCACCAUCCUCAUCAACCGGGUGCUGGCCUCCUGCUACGCCGUCAUCGAGGAGCACAGCUGGGCACACUGGGCGUUUGCUCCCUUCCGCCUGCUCCAGGGGUUGCUGGCCACCCUCUGCCCUUCCAGUGGGGGGGCCCUGGUGGAUGCCCCCACCACCCACGGCAUCCACUGGUACUCUCGCCUCCUCUACCGCAUCGGCAGCUGGGUGCUGGAUAGUGACUCUUUGCACCCACUGGGCAUGGUGGGGCCAUCCAGCUGAGAGCAUCCCACGCCUCCCUGGCUGCCAUCGAGCUUCUGAGGGAGAGACAGAGACACAGAAAGAGAGAGAGAGAGAGAGAGAGAGAGAGAGGGAGAGAAAGGAUUUUAAAAAGGAGAAAAGAAAACGACAACAACAAAAAAGGAAAUAAAAACUCAAGAGACAAACAAAAGGAAAAACAAAUUACCUAUUUUUAAAAGAGAGCACGGAUUAAGACUUUAAAAUAAUAAUAAUAAUAAUAAUAAAAUAAUAAUAAUUAAGUAGGACAGUCCAAAGUAGACUUUAAGGGAAGCAAAGACCCCGGGAAGUUCUGUUCUGUUUAGUUUAUAAAUAUAUAUAUAUAUAUAUAUAUAUUUUUAUUUGUUCUUUUAUUUUGUCCUUGCAUUCCUUGGUCGGUCGUUUCUUUUCCUCCUCUUCUGGAUAUUUAUUUCUUUGGUCUUUUGAAUAGAUGUUUGAAAUGCUACGAACCGGACCUUCAAGAGCCUUAAAUAGUUUCUUUGAUAAUUUAUUAUCAUGUGAACUCUACUCACAGGGGGGGGGGGGGGGAAAGAAUUAUUUUGUGAGGCCGAGCAAAACCGCGCAGAGUCUAUUUUUCUACGUGCCACGUGCGUCCCGACUUUCAGAAGGCAAAGCUCUCUGUGUUCCCAUCUCUCCAGCGCCAUCCUUCCUUCAUUUCAACGAGCCCAAAACACAAGCAAGCAAACACAGACACGAGAGAAAGAAAAAAAGAAAAGACAAAAAAAAAAAGAGAGAGACAAACUUCACGGGGGUCCAUAAAUUAUAUUUUUAUACGCAGAAUUGUAAAUUAGAGUUUUUUUGAGAGAUCAAGACUUAACUGAAUCACAUUUCGUUGUUGGAAAUAGUGUAAAUGAUGAGAAUAUAUUAUUUUAAUUUAAAUAGAUGGGGGGUUUUUGGUUUUGUUUUGUUGGGGUGUUUUGGUUUUUUUUGGUUGUUGUUUGUUGGGGUUUGGUUGUUUUUUGUUUUGUUUUGGUUUGUUUUUUUUUGCCGAUGUAAUGUCAUUGCUGUGUUGUUUUCUAUGGUUUGCUUUGUAAAAAAACCAACAGAAACCAAACAAACAAAAUAGAGGAACGAACAGAAAUGAAACAAAGGAAAGGACAAAGCACCGUUUGGCCGCGUUUGUGGAAGUCAAGGCUGUUACAGAAACUUUUUAGUUGCAAAGAGAGCUCUAAGGAAGCUUUGUUGUUUUCGGCUUUGAGAAGAGAGGGUGGGGGAAAAGGGAAGAUAAAAUAAAAGAAAGAUAAAGAAAAAAAGAAAAAGAAAGAAAGAGAAAGAAAAAAGAAAGAAAAAACGUGGAAAAGAAAGAAAAAAACAUGAAAAAUAAA
Molecule: messenger RNA, 2846 nt
Organism: Pogoniulus pusillus (Red-fronted tinkerbird)
Lineage: Eukaryota; Metazoa; Chordata; Aves; Piciformes; Lybiidae
Gene: SHH
Product: sonic hedgehog signaling molecule
Exons: 3
Coding region: 229-1506 (425 amino acids)
Biological process (GO): regulation of gene expression; cell fate specification; smoothened signaling pathway
Molecular function (GO): calcium ion binding; patched binding
Source: RefSeq, a predicted model, not a curated record